AUUCCGCUACGCCGACGCCAGCUGGCGCAGCAGCACGGCACAACGCAGUAGCAACCAGGACUGCAGCGCUGCUGGGUCGUGCUGCAAAGUGAGAGCCGCCGUGUUUGGGUGCAAGCGAGGUUAUUGCUGAGAUCACUUUUCAGUCAGCAGCUCGAUGAGUGACGGUUGUGACAGUGGCGGUGGGGACACAGGCGGAGGCUGCGACAGUGGGGGUGGCUUCUCCGGAGGCGGAGACUCCUCCUGGAGUGGUGGGGGCGGCGGGGGAGACCACGGCAGCAGCGACAGCCACCACCACUCGUCCAGCCACUGGGACAGUGGCAACCACACAUCCAGCCACUGGGGCAGCGCUAACAAGACCGAGUCCAGCACCGACAAUAAUGACUGGUGGAAGUCGUAUGGGGCUGGAGCCGGAGCUGACGCAGGAACUGCCGACAACGCGAACUGGUCGAGCACCACCAAUUACAAUGAUGACAGCAGCCAACGCAAGCGUGAUAAUCGUAGAGGAGGAGGAGGCGGUGACUGCUGCAACCUGUUAUAGCAGCAGCAGCAGUCUCAACGCCAUUGGUCAGCAGCGCCAAAGGAUGUCAUCAGCGCUAACUAACUCCUGUUCUUGGGAGUUUUGAUUUUGCCACAUCGAGACAUGGAAUAUGUGGCUGGGCCCGUUUAUGAACUUUCGUCUCCGAUUAGUGAGACAGAACAAUUUUGUACAAAUAUUUCGUCUGUGGACAGUCGAAUUAACAUAGAACAUGCGUAGCAUUUGUCUAGACUUGGGAAUUCAAAUUAACUACAGCAAAAACAAAGGACCAAAUUAAUUUAAUUAAAAAAAAGCUGUUAGUCACCAGAUUAAUUGAAAUGAGUUGUUUUGUAUCCACAAUCACUUAUCCAUUAGACUUCCUCAGUAGUAAUGUCACUUUCUACAAGCAAAUAGUUCAACUCGCUGCAGACUAGGCACUAAUUACCAUCCUUGGUCAGCUCAGACUGACUUCCUCAGUCUGUUAAGACUUGCUCUGAACCUUUACUGAUUAAGAUUUGUGUCUGUGAUUGCAAAGUUAGCUGAGUGGCUACCAAGUAACCUGCUACAGUCAUACUCUGUAUUUCUGUUUCUUCGUGAGGGUAAGUGCUGUGUUCAUUUAUUCUGUAACCAACCAAAAUAUAUCACAGUGAUUUGUGGAACUUACGAACUAAACCAUAUUUCAUGCUCAAAUAACGGUAGGUGUGGACGUGUAGUCAAAGUUUUCUUCACUUUUGUCUCAAAACAUCCGAAAAUUUGAUUUAGCCUUUAAAAAGAACUGUAGUUUGGCACUUGGUUUAAUUCAGAACAAAAAAAAAUCAUUUAAGAGCAGAGCAUCAGUGUUAACAGUCGCUGGUAUACGUCAGUCUCUGCACUGUUGACGUGAUGGUAAAUCUGCUGGUGGGGAACGUCAAAUUUUGUAUGACAUUAAAGCUGUUGGAGGCUCAUAACUGACAGAACAAUUAGUCUGUUUCAGUUUUCGUCUGACAUUUUUGUGCUUCGUCUUUGCACAGAGAUGUGUGUCUAUUGUCUACUGUGAUCAGUCUUAAAGAAAGAAAAUUCCUUUCUGUCAUCACCACAUAUAAUAAUUCCAAGUUUUCUAGUAGCUUGUCAGAUAUUAUUAUUACGAAGGAUCUAGACCAGACAUGAUUACGAAAUUUGGAAACUGAAUUCCUUGUAUGAAACUAAAAAAAAAUGCACUUUGAUACUGCUGUGGUCCACUCUGAAAUAUUGAACUUUUUUGUGAGAAAAUUAGCUGUAGUUACACAAUUAGAUUAAUGACCGAUCUGUCUGGGAUCUGGCAGUAUUUUUCUCAUAAUUAGAUUGUUUCACUUUACUAUGUAGCUAUAAUGUGAUUUGUAUGAAAUUAUGUAACUCUUUCCAAAGUACAAGCCCAAGAAAGUGAGCAUGAUAAUGGAGUGGAACCUCCAGGUGACUGUACACUUAUUUCAGGAAGUUUAUCAUUAGCUUCUGUGGUAACUGUCGCUUUUCAUAACCUCAGCAAACUCUUUUGCUUCUAUUGUCAUAGAUUAUCGAUAGAACUUUGAUUGAAUCACUGUGAAUGUAAUGUUGUAAGACAAGAAAAAGUGCACUUUUUUAUUGGAAUGCUGGCUAUGGGUCUUCUUCCAUAUGUUAUUGUUACUUAAUGUAUUUUGGUCUUUGUAUUUAUGUAUUUUUGUGUAGCUAACAAUAUUCUUUAACAUGUACUACAUGAUUUCUUCGUGAAUGCUCAUCUUUCAUAUCCUAAAUUCAUGUAAUGUGUCAAUCUGCAUCAGCAGGUGAUCGAAUGUACACAGUUUGUCUCUGGCUUGUACCUGAAACAUGUAUAUCAGUAUCGAUGUUUGCCUGAAUAGUUCAACCCAAUGCACCUUCAAUGUAUGAAUCUGCAAUGAUUUAUUAUAAAUGUUCUAAUUGGAAAUCUCAAAAUAAAAGAAUAUUCAAAUGA
Schistocerca gregaria is the source of this 2456-nucleotide messenger RNA. RefSeq lists its product as uncharacterized. Bases 155 to 538 code for a protein of 127 amino acids. Lineage: Eukaryota; Metazoa; Arthropoda; Insecta; Orthoptera; Acrididae. The transcript is spliced from 3 exons. The record is from RefSeq and is a predicted model, not a curated record.